AUGUUGAUGAGCAGUUUCUACUUAUUCUUUGCUUUGUUUUUGGGAUAUAUUGGGGCAUUCGUAAUCCAGAAUCUUAUAAAUUGUUUGAGGAAUUGGAGACUGGCAAGACAACAACCAUUGGCUCAAGAAGCGGCAACAGUAGAAAAAAUCAUUGAAGAAACAGAUGAUGACUCGACCAGAGAAGACUCACAUGUUUAUGUGGCGCUGAUGGAUCCAGAACUUCUCGAUUGCCCAAUCUGCUGCGACCCCCUCAAGAUUCCUAUAUUUCAGUGUACUAAUGGUCAUCUAGCUUGUUCUCUGUGCUGCAACAAAAUCAAGAACUUGUGCCCGUCUUGUCAAUCAAUGAUUGGAUUCAUUCGUUGUAGAGCCAUGGAGAAAGUCAUUGAAGCAUCUAGAGUGCCAUGUCCAAAUUUCAAAUACGGCUGUAAAAAGAAAAUCUCGUACGAAAACCGCUCUAUCCACCAGAAGCAAUGUGUUUUCUCCCCGUGUUCUUGCCCCGUGCGUGACUGCAACUAUACCGGCUCAUACGAAGAUCUCAAGAACCAUGUUAAUGUUAAACACAAGGAAGGACUGGUUCUUUUUACCUGGAACACUCCUUUAGCCCUCAAGUCUAUCUUCAGUGAGAAGAUUACCAUUUUGUUGAAAGAAAACAAAGAUGGGGAACUGAUUGUAGUUCAAGGUUUUGAAGGAUCGUACGGUACGAUUGUAAAUGUGAGCUGCAUUGCACCUUUGGGAAUUUCUAGGCGCAGAAUAGCCUGCCGUCUAGAAUUGAAAGCGCUGAGAAGCACAAUAAAGCAGGUAUUAUUGGUGAAGAGAAUUCAGAAAAUGAGUGAGGAACAUCUCAAAGACGUUUUCAUGUUGAUUCCUCCGUAUAUGUUGCCUAAGGGAUUAUUCAGCAUGGAGAUAUGCAUCAGCCGAGAUUAUAUUCAUCGUCAAGCUUGA
Molecule: messenger RNA, 942 nt
Organism: Thlaspi arvense
Lineage: Eukaryota; Viridiplantae; Streptophyta; Magnoliopsida; Brassicales; Brassicaceae
Source: the annotation of a GenBank genome assembly